AUGUCUGAUAACUCCAACAAGAAGCAGUUCUUGGUAGUCAUUCGCGACUACACGGAUGAAGGUGCUCUUGAGCGUCGCAUGGCUGCACGUCCCAAGCAUCUUGCUAUGGCGGAGACCUCUUAUCCAAACUAUAUUGUGUGCGGCGGUGCUAUCUUUGAUUCACACGAGAAUCGCAAAAUGGUUGGCAGUGCCAUGAUCUGUUUGGCCGAGUCUGAAGAAGAAUUGCGUGAAAAGAUUGCUCAAGAUCCCUAUGUCCUUGGGAAAGUUUGGGAAUCUUGGACUAUUUACCCUUACAGGAAUGCUGUUGGUCUUAAGUCUGAGCUCCCGGGUCCUGUGAUUGUUUAA
This is a messenger RNA of Lichtheimia ornata, 345 nucleotides long. RefSeq lists its product as uncharacterized. The coding region runs from base 1 to 345 and encodes 114 amino acids. The record is from RefSeq and is a predicted model, not a curated record. The transcript is spliced from 4 exons. Lineage: Eukaryota; Fungi; Mucoromycota; Mucoromycetes; Mucorales; Lichtheimiaceae.